Boleophthalmus pectinirostris (great blue-spotted mudskipper) is the source of this 1417-nucleotide messenger RNA. RefSeq names its product NADH:ubiquinone oxidoreductase subunit B2 (gene ndufb2). The coding region runs from base 985 to 1296 and encodes 103 amino acids. Gene Ontology annotation, cellular component: mitochondrial inner membrane. The transcript has 4 exons. Lineage: Eukaryota; Metazoa; Chordata; Actinopteri; Gobiiformes; Gobiidae. The record is from RefSeq and is a predicted model, not a curated record.
AGUCACGAAGAGACAAGAAAGACCCUGAUAUAUCCGCCUGCGAUUUCGCGUGAUGGCGCACCAUUCACACUAGCAGCUGAGGCAGUAGAUUUUUUAACAACGGAUUUAACUGUGUCAUUACUUUGUAAAAUAGGUGAACUUAAUCGACUUGGAACAAGAUGGCGCCGAACUACAUCCAUGAUUUUUCAGCCGAUCUCAUCUGGGUGGCGUCAUGCGCGCUCUCGUUUCAGGGUUAUUUCCUGUUUUUGUUACAUGCCAAGACGAUAAUCACUUUUAUAGUGUAGCUAUCCUAUAUUCUGUUUUGAUUAUGUGCACAAGGGUGCAUAGAUGCACAAGAUUUGUUUUUGCCCAUUGCUCAUUCUUUUAUUGAAGCCCUAUUGUAAAAGACUAGUUAAGGCAAAGCAUAAACCUAUUCCUGUUCCAACAUAUGCAAUUAUGAGAUUUUUAAUUGCCAUAGGUCUAUUAUGGCACAAGGUAUGACGUUCUCUUUAAACAAACAAAAAAGACGUUCUUAUUAGUGCGUAGCUACUGCAAUUUAAAAGAUAUAUUAUGAUAUAAUAGAGCACUGCCUCCACCUAGUGGUCCGUCUCUAGAGUAGCACUUUCCAGGUAGCCUAAAUGGUUGUUGGUGCUGCCAAGUCAAGUCUAUACUGCAUAACACUCAUCAUAACGCCACAAAACUUUUAUUAAACAAAUUAAAUACAAGCCUGCUUGUAUUUAUUGUUCAUUAUUACUAUUGCUGAGUGAUUUUUGUAUAUACAGAUUUGUACAUUUAUCAUUAAAAAGCAAUGAUCAAUUUAAAAAAGUGUUUCUAGAAAGGGUACUGUGGCCAAUCAACGCGGAGUAACAAUAUACGUCAUUUUGGCCUGUCCAAUCACAUAAACUGUUCUUCCAAGGUCCUUUAUUGACGAGGGAGAAGGUGACAUUUCAGCGGAUAGACCAAUACACAAAUCACUCGAAAGACUGUAUUUUCGCUUGAAGUAAAAUGUCUUAUUUAGGAAGGGCAGUGGGAAUUAUACGGACUAGUUCAAGGCUGCUUAGACGAGGUCCACAACGUACAAUGACGAGAAAUGGUAGUGGCGGACCGCAUAUUGAACCACAGUACAGACAGUAUCCACAGAUAACCAAGAAACAGAAAUUUGAGUCAGAGCUCAUCAGCGGUGCCAUGUGGUUUUGGAUACUUUGGCAUUGCUGGCACGACCCGGACGCAGUGUUGGGUCACUUCCCAUGGCCUGACGCCUCCGAGUGGACUGACGAGGAACUGGGUAUCCCACCUGAUGAUGAGGAGGAGGAAUGAGUCUAUCAUGAACAUGAAUCAAGUCUAAAGAAACUGAAGUGUUGUGAAUGCUACGUGUACAUAAAAUGAAUAAAUUAUCUUGUGUAAAAUAAAGGCUUCAUUUUUGAAGUAAACUUCUUUA